UCCCUCCUCGGGCGGCUGCGGUGGGCACACCCGGGGGCGGCGGCCACCGCGGCCAGGUUAGCGUGGGGGAAGGGGCGAGCGCCCGAGUAGCCCAUCUGCAGCCAGUGAGCACAAGCCGGCCCAUCUCCCACCAUGUCCGACGAGGCGUCGGCCACCACUUCCUAUGAGAAGUUUUUAACCCCAGAGGAGCCCUUCCCUCUCCUAGGAGCCCCUCGCGGAGUGGGCACCUGCCCCAGCGAGGAACCUGGCUGCCUGGACAUCAGCGACUUCGGCUGCCAGCUCUCCUCCUGCCAUCGCACGGAUCCACUCCACCGGUUUCACACCAACAGGUGGAACCUCACUUCGUGUGGUACAAGUGUUGCAAGCUCAGAAUGUAGUGAGGAGCUGUUCUCAUCCGUUUCUGUUGGAGAUCAAGAUGAUUGCUAUUCCCUGUUAGAUGAUCAAGACUUCACUUCUUUUGACUUGUUCCCUGAGGGAAGUGUCUGCAGUGAUGUCUCCUCUUCUAUCAGCACGUACUGGGAUUGGUCGGAUAGUGAAUUUGAGUGGCAGUUACCAGGCAGUGACAUUGCCAGUGGAAGCGAUGUACUUUCUGAUGUCAUACCCAGUAUUCCAAGUUCACCUUGCCUGGUUUCUAAAAAGAAAAACAAGCACCGGAAUCUAGAUGAGCUUGCUUGGAGUGCAAUGACAAAUGAUGAGCAGGUGGAAUAUAUUGAGUAUCUGAGCCGUAAAGUCAGUACUGAGAUGGGCCUUCGGGAGCAACUGGACAUUAUUAAAAUCAUUGAUCCUUCUGCUCAGAUCUCCCCUACAGACAGUGAGUUUAUUAUUGAACUUAACUGUCUCACAGAUGAAAAACUGAAGCAGGUCAGAAACUAUAUCAAGGAGCAUAGCCUUCGUCAGCGGCCUACAAGGGAGGCCUGGAAGAGAAGCAACUUUAGCUGUGCAAGCACCAGUGGAGUGAGCGGUACCAGCGCCAGUGCCAGCAGCAGCAGUGCCAGCAUGGUCAGUUCUGCAAGUAGCAGUGGGUCCAGUGUUGGAAAUUCUGCUUCAAACUCCAGUGCCAACAUGAGUCGAGCACACAGUGACAGCAACCUAUCUGCAAGUGCAGCAGAGCGGAUUCGGGAUUCAAAAAAGCGAUCCAAGCAGCGAAAACUACAGCAGAAGGCCUUCCGCAAGAGGCAGCUGAAGGAGCAGAGGCAGGCGCGGAAGGAGAGGCUCAGUGGGCUCUUCCUUAAUGAAGAGGUGCUCUCCUUGAAAGUGACUGAGGAAGACCAUGAAGCAGAUGUUGAUGUUCUGAUGUAAUAGGGUGAAUCAAUCAGUGUUCUUUCGAAGCAUUAUUCUCUCUUCAUUAGUUUACAUACGUCUUGACCAAAAUUUUGGUUAGGGUUGUGCCGAUGUACCAUUAAUGAUUUAGGCCAGUGGUUCUCAGAAAGUAGCCCCUGCAUCUGCAGCUUUCAGUAUCACCCUAAAAGACCUUAGAAUUGUGUUUGGGCCCCAUUCCAGACCCACAGGCAGUGUGGAUUUGGAGCAGCACUGUGUUUUAACUAAUGCCAGAUUAUUCUCAUGUACAUUCUCAUUUAAGAACCACUGGUAAAUGUCUUAGCUACUUUAACUUUAUGGUGAUUAAGUAGGCUUUUCAAAGACUACUGCAUUUAUAGUUUGGGAAAUUUCAAAGUACUAAUGACAAGUAGUUUAUUUUGUCAGUAUAUAUUUAGGGUCCGUAAUUCAGUUCUCUUCUUAAUGAUAAGAUUCUUUUAGUUUACUUUUUGAAAAGGGCCAUAGUAUAAUUCUUAGUUCCUAGGGGCAAAUUUUUUUUGAGGUGAGGGUGCACAUAAGGUAUGCAUUGCUGUUUACAAUAGUGCCUUCAUUAGGUUUAGUUAGUUUUUCAUUAAUUAUUAAUGCAAAGGUAUAAAGAAGGGCCCUAAUCUUUUCCAAUUAGAUGUGGGUUUGUUUUUUUUUCUCUACUUUAUGUCAAGUGAGAAUCAUUUUCACAAGUGAUAACUACUGAGAAAAUAAUGCUACAUUAGUGAAAUUUUAAACUCAACGCUGUGUUGAUUAAGUUUCAAGUGGAGAAUCCAGUUAGGCAAUGAUACCAAUCAAAGUUUCCCAUUGUAUCCUUAAAUUUUAGGCUCUCAUGUAAUCUCCAAACAAGAACAUUUAUCUAUCAAAUUUUUUUAAAUGUAUAUCUCCAAUUUUACAUGUCUGACAUAUGGACAGGUUGAUGUUUCAAAUAAACUGACCGCUUGGAGUUCAACAAACUUUAAGAGACUGCUGUGGUAUACAAAGCAGUAUGCUGUAAAAAAUAAAAAUAAAAAACACCUUUGUUGGUGCCUAGUAGGA
Grammomys surdaster is the source of this 2337-nucleotide messenger RNA. RefSeq names its product family with sequence similarity 199, X-linked (gene Fam199x). The record is from RefSeq and is a predicted model, not a curated record. NCBI's taxonomy places the organism in Eukaryota, Metazoa, Chordata, Mammalia, Rodentia, Muridae. The transcript has 6 exons. Bases 133 to 1299 code for a protein of 388 amino acids.